CUCACUUGCUAGAGAGACCAACCCGCUUCCUUCCUCUCUGCCAAUACCCUCCCCCCUAACAGGGUGAUGGGGCUACAAUCGGGCUUGGAACAAAGGAAUACAGAGAACAGAGGGGUUGAAGCUUUCUAAAGGGGUGAUAGGCAAAGGGAUCCAGGAAGUGAGGACCCCAGCUUCCUGCCCACCAGAGGAAGUGGAGAGAGACAGCAGGUGCAGCGACAGCUAUCGGGGCCAUGGACAAGGAGUAUGUGGGUUUCGCCGCCCUCCCCAGUCAGCUGCACCGCAAGUCCGUCAAGAAGGGGUUUGACUUCACACUCAUGGUGGCAGGAGAGUCAGGCCUGGGAAAAUCCACCCUCAUCAACAGCCUGUUUCUCACCAACCUCUAUGAGGAUCGGCAAGUACCAGAGGCCAGUGCCCGCUUGACACAAACCCUGACCAUUGAGCGUCGGGGUGUGGAAAUCGAGGAGGGAGGUAUUAAAGUGAAGCUGACCUUGGUGGACACACCUGGCUUUGGGGACUCAGUGGAUUGUUCAGACUGCUGGCUGCCCGUGGUGCGCUUCAUUGAGGAGCAAUUUGAGCAGUAUCUUCGGGAUGAGAGUGGCCUGAACCGGAAGAACAUUCAGGAUACCCGUGUCCACUGCUGCCUCUAUUUCAUCUCACCCUUUGGCCGGGGGCUCCGGCCUCUAGAUGUGGCCUUCCUCCGGGCGGUGCACGAGAAAGUCAACAUCAUCCCGGUCAUUGGCAAAGCAGAUGCCCUGAUGCCUAAGGAAACACAGGCCCUCAAGCAGAAGAUCCGGGACCAGUUGAAGGAGGAGGAGAUCAACAUCUACCAGUUCCCUGAUUGUGACUCUGAUGAAGAUGAAGACUUCAAGAGGCAGGAUGCAGAGAUGAAGGAAAGCAUUCCUUUCGCAGUCGUCGGUUCAUGUGAAGUAGUGAGGGAUGGCGGGACCCGACCGGUGAGGGGACGACGCUACUCCUGGGGCACCGUGGAGGUGGAGAACCCCCAUCACUGCGAUUUCCUUAACCUGCGACGGAUGCUGGUACAGACACACCUGCAGGACCUGAAGGAGGUGACGCACGAUCUGCUCUAUGAGGGCUACCGUGCCCGCUGCCUACAGAGCCUGGCCCGGCCCGGGGCGCGUGAUCGAGCCAGCCGGAGUAAGCUCUCCCGCCAGAGCGCCACAGAGAUCCCUCUGCCCAUGCUGCCUCUGGCGGAGACGGAGAAGUUGAUCCGCGAGAAAGACGAAGAGCUGCGCCGCAUGCAGGAGAUGCUGGAGAAGAUGCAGGCCCAGAUGCAGCAGAGCCAGGCUCAAGGCGAGCAGUCGGACGCUCUCUGAGGCCCCCGCCGGGGCCCUACUUUACCUCACCUCCGCCUUCAGUUCGUCUCUUGUCCGAUCCCCGAGCCCCAGGCUGCCUGGCUCCUAAUCCCGGAGCCCCGGACUGUAAAGCCCUUCCUUGCAAGGGAUUCACCGGCUGACAAUUUCUCCCAAUCUCGGAGUUUGUAGCCCCGCCUCUGGCUCCGCCCCCGACACCGCCUUGGCCCCGCCCCGUCCACUUCAAGAGCCCGAGCUUCACUUCCAGCCCCUACCCCCCUAACCCUGUUCCACUUCACUGAAGCUGAGACAUCAAUAAAAACUUAGUUUCUUUGA
Molecule: messenger RNA, 1646 nt
Organism: Vicugna pacos (alpaca)
Lineage: Eukaryota; Metazoa; Chordata; Mammalia; Artiodactyla; Camelidae
Gene: SEPTIN1
Product: septin 1
Molecular function (GO): GTP binding
Source: RefSeq, a predicted model, not a curated record